CUUCUACUCUUCUUAAUGUUACAUCCGUUAAACUUUCAAAUUUGUGUGUGAGCGUACGUUGUUCAAGGAAGGUUUUCCAAAAUAUAUAGUAGCAUUUUAUAGUGCUUAGUGGUGAAUUGCCUCAGGAAUUUGUGACAUUUUUAAGUAAAUCAAAAUGUCUCAUAAGAUGUAUUAUUCGGAUAAAUACUACGAUGAUAAAUAUGAAUAUAGACAUGUAGUAUUGCCAAAAGAAAUGGUUAAAUCAGUUCCAACUACUCAUCUCCUCUCCGAACAGGAAUGGAGAGCUAUGGGUGUCCAACAGAGUCAAGGUUGGGUUCAUUACAUGAUUCAUAAGCCAGAACCGCAUAUUUUACUCUUUAAAAGAAAAAUAACAUCUCCACCACCAGAGAAUUAAUUAUAUUGACUCCAUUGUAACAAUUUGUAAAUACUGUUUCAGAUCAUUGUUAAUAUUCAUGAAACAAUUCAACUAUAAAACAAACUCUCAUUAACUGCUAAAAUCAAUAUUGAUAUGAUGGUCAAAUUCACAUAUAUUCAUAUUUAAAAAUUUACUGUUUUUAAGAAAAAAGUAAUUUUG
This is a messenger RNA of Apis florea (little honeybee), 574 nucleotides long. RefSeq names its product Cyclin-dependent kinase subunit 30A (gene Cks30A). The record is from RefSeq and is a predicted model, not a curated record. Lineage: Eukaryota; Metazoa; Arthropoda; Insecta; Hymenoptera; Apidae. Gene Ontology annotation, molecular function: cyclin-dependent protein serine/threonine kinase regulator activity.